AUGUGAUCAGGAAAUUGCAGAAGCUUACAUGAAGUUCUAUCAUUUAUCUUUUUAGUAGUGCUGGAGAUGGAUUACGUUGCUUUCUUCAUUAUUGCCGCUUUACAAUCAUCUAGAAUGGAAGGGAAAUAUGUGGAUUCAACUGUGAAACUUACGGAUGCUAUGACUCUUGAAUGUAUCUAUCCAAGGGCUGCAACUAUAUCUCAGAUGUCAUGGCUUAAGGAGAAGGAAAGAGGCAAAGAGAACAUUGCUGUCUUCAGACUGCCCAAUGAACUACAUAUUGAAAGCAGAUAUAAGGACAGAGCCCAUGUUGCUAACUAUACCACAAACAACAAAUCCUUGGUGUUCAGUCACACUGCAGAAGAAGAUGUUGGCUUUUAUUUAUGCUCUUUUCAGACCUUCCCAGAUGGAAUUUGGGAAAAGCGAAUACAGGUUGUCCUAUCAGGGGAUUUUAAGCCUCAAGUCUUAUCACAUCGUCAGGUGGUUACUGAACCAGGGGAAAAUGUCACCUUUAUAUAUAACCCUGAAAUAAUAGUGAAUCAAGUGAAAUGGGAAAGAGUCCAAGCAGACCAUGUGGACUUCAUAGCCCAGUGUGAUGAAUCUGGCAUGCCAGUCUAUGGUUCAGAUUACAAAGAGCGUGUAGUGAUAGACUGUGGUGCCAAGAUAAAUUGCAAAAUUGUACUUUGGGAUGUCACACCUUCUGACUCUGGGAUGUACGGCUGUCAUUACAUUGGGACUAAUGACACAAAUGGAACGACGUGGACAAAACUGAACAUUAACCACAACGUUCAUUUGGAUUCUCAUUUUGAUCACCGUAUCUUAAUUGCUGGAGCUUCUGCUUUACUGUUGUUAAUUGUCUUGGUCAUUGUUGGGACAACUCUUCACUGCAGAAAAAAGAAGAAGAAAAGGAGGAGGAGGAGGAGGAUGAAAGCUUUUCAUGUGGCUCAAAUACAGCCCUCAAACAGAUAUGGAAGAUCUGGUUGCCACAGUGCAGUAAAUGAACAGCAAACAACAGAGGAUCCAGUCUAUGCGAACUGCAUAGAUUGCUCACACAGACUGAUUAAGCAAAUAUGAUCUCCUGCCUGCUGCGUGGCUGACCUAGCUCCAAGGCUCCAACAGCAUGCAUGUCGUUUACCUCAGGAAUGAGGUUGGAGAGAAGAAUCUACACCAUUACUUUUUCAUUCAUCUUGAACUGAAGAAAUUCAAUACGCACAAAAUUAAAAUGUGUGAAGACUUUAGGUAUAUGCCAGGUGAUAAUUCACAUAGAGGUAAAUAUAUUAAUGGUUGUGCGAGGAAGACAAAUUGGCAGUGAUACGACUGUGGAUGUUAGUAGAACUGUUUUGUGCUCAUUCCAAGUUUGAAAAUAGGUGCACUGUUGAGAUAAGAGACUAAAAAUAGGCCAUAAGCUGUAUUGCAGCCAAGCGUUUAGUAGGUCAGAUGCCAUCUCCCAUAACAUUGCUUUAAAGGCUGACUGCGUAGCGAUGCUGCUGUUGGCUAAUGGUGAUGUAUGAGUUGUCUGGACCCAAUUCAAUACAUACACACUCAUGGCCUUUAUUCUGCCCAGAAUGUAAAGCCUUAGCAGACGUUCCUGCCUAUCACCAUAAGAAGAUUUCUUACUUAGGCUUGCAAAGGAUUGAAAGCAAAUUAACAGAUGCCCAGUCUUUGCUUUUCUGCAAUACCAGAGAAAACAAAAACACAAGGACGCUUACUGGCAAAUUCUAGGCAACAAUUAGAAUACAUUAUGGUAAGGUUGAGUUAUGACACACACAAAAAGAGAUCAAGAACUAUACAUGAAUAAGCAUGGAAAAACAUGAAAAGAGAACCCUGCUCAAAAUGCACACACUUCCUGCAGACAUCCAAAGGAUGUAAGGCAGGGACAGGGAAUCUGUGGCUCUCCAGAGGUUGUGGGACUACAACCAUAAUCUCUGGCUAUUGUCCAUGCUUGCUGAUGGGAGUCCAUCCAUAUUGUCAGGGCUGCAGCUGCCCCAUCUCUGCUGUGAGGGUAGAAAAAAUCAUUUAAAAAAAGAAAAGGAGCUACCCUGAUCAAUGGUACCUGCUGUGUGAUACGGGGGAUUGUAAUUAAUCUGUCUGAUAAUACCUUCUGAAUACAUAUUAAGACUCAUGAGUCUCAAUAUGGGCAUUGGCCAACCAGAAGGGUAGUUAUUGCUUACCCUAAAAAGCAUUGCUCAUGUGUGGCAGUUGAGCAACAAAUGAGUAGCAUUUUUCAUGGUGGGCAAUAACUAUCCCUUUUGGUUUGCUGUGGCCCUUGUUGAGGCUCACACAUGCCUUUUAGAUUUGUGGCAGUCUUGACUAUAGCUACAUCUUUGAAAAACAACAAAACUGUCUACCAAAUUCAUAAUGGCAUAAGCUUUUGUGGACCAUAGUCCACUUCAUCAGAAAUACAAUGAAGUACACAGAGCUGUGUGUACUCUAUGGCAAAUGUAUUAAAAUUUUGCACCAAGAGAAGCCAAACUCUGCAACCUGUAUAUAUUAUGCAAGUUGAGGAAAUUUGCAAAACAUAUUAUGCUCCCCUCUUUUCAUAAUAGCAUUUGUUCUGCUUUUGUCCAACUAUUGACAUUUUGUUCAACUACCUCUCUGAGUUCUGAGAUUUCAGCAAUCUUGCCCAUGCACUUUCAAAUAUAUCUUCAGAGCCAUCAGAACUAGCCAUAAUAAGAAAACCUGGAAGCUGCAGGAAUCCAAAUGUUGUGUCCAGGGUUACAUUUGGUUUCUUUUCUGCAACUCUGCAGAAUUGCAACAGUCACACAACUUUACUUUGGUAUAUAUGAGCUAUAUAGGUGCUAUUGCCAUGACUUUAAUAGUGUCCAGAGCCCAGAAAUUAGGAAAGACAAUUUAGCCCAGUCUCAUUGCAAUGCAUUGUUGUCAGUAGGAAUUUAAGUCACUGAAAAAGGGGUUAUACUUGGAGUAGACCUACUGAAAUGAAUGAACCUAAGUUAGUUGUGUCCAUUAAUGUCAAUGGGUCUACUCUGAGCAGGGUGAACAUUGUUUAUAACCCAAGAUCUAAGGGCCAGAUUAAUAGUUACGCUACCACUUUUAGUAAUGGCCCAGACACUGCAUUCACAUGGGAAUAAAAUCCAGUGCUGUAUCUGCGAGGAACAUUAAACUGAGUAAUCUCUUGUUUCAGGGAGAACUUGAGAACGGCAAAGCAGAGACGAUUAUCUUCUUUCUAGAGCAGAUCAUUUACUGAUUAUUAUUGCUACCUUGUUUGUUUUUAAGAGGUAUUUUCUUCCAGACUUACAUUGCUAAGCAUUAGCUCCAUUUAAUCUUUUUAGGUUAACCCCCCCCGAGAAACUGCUUGCAGCUAAAGGCAGUGUUUUGUACCAAUGAGACAAGGAAUUUUUUUUUUCUGGCAUUA
Messenger RNA from Rhineura floridana, 3370 nucleotides. RefSeq names its product CD226 molecule (gene CD226). Gene Ontology annotation, biological process: positive regulation of T cell receptor signaling pathway; positive regulation of mast cell activation; positive regulation of immunoglobulin mediated immune response. NCBI's taxonomy places the organism in Eukaryota, Metazoa, Chordata, Lepidosauria, Squamata, Rhineuridae. The transcript is spliced from 6 exons. Gene Ontology annotation, cellular component: external side of plasma membrane. The record is from RefSeq and is a predicted model, not a curated record.